AGGCUUGCGGAUGAGUCACAAAAAUAACCCUGGAUCGUGAAUUUAUUUUGGACCACGGUCAUGUUUUGACUCGCCUGCGCCUGAAAAUGUAAAAUUUUCUUUUCAAUGUUCGAUGGAUGUAUCAAGUUAAUGCGUGAGAAGCGUAUGCAGAGCUUAACGAAGAGAGAUGAUUGAUAGCUGCAUGUACGUGUAGUCUACCACCAGGCAAGAUGUUUUCUGUUCGGAUUGUGACCCUCAACCACUACCAGGCACCCCCCAUUGAAGAUUUGGAUGUGACCUUCUCAGAGUUCAGGGGGUCAGAGGUCAGGCAGGUCCCAGUGAUCAGGGUCUUUGGCUCUACUCCGUCUGGCCAGAAGACCUGUCUGCAUGUCCAUGGAGUCUUCCCCUACAUCUACAUCCCUUACGAUGGCUCCCAGCCGACUGACCGCUACCUCCAUCAGAUGGCCAGCAGUCUGGACACUGCCCUGCAGGUGGCCCAAGGGAAGGGCUCGUCCACUGUCCAGCAUGUCUUCAAGAUCUCCCUGGUCUCUGGCAUACCUCUUUAUGGAUACCACAAGUCAGAGAGGCAGUUUAUGAAAAUCUAUUUCUACAAUCCUGCUGUCAGAAGGAGGGCUGUUGAGCUUCUUCAGAAUGGUGCUGUCAUGAACAAGAUCUUCCAGCCUCACGAAUCACAUGUUCCUUUCAAUCUCCAGUUUCUGAUUGACUACAACCUGUAUGGAAUGAACAUGCUGAACCUAGCUGCAGUGAAGUUUCGGAGGCCAGAGGAGGCAACAGAUUCAUCCAAUCAAAAGCUUUCUUCACCAAAACCGUCCACAAGCUUCCAAGCCACCAGCCCACCCGGAGCACCCACCCCCCUGAGACGACGCCACAGCAGCAGCGGCAGCAUGAGCGUCUGCACCCAGGUGUGGGGGGAUGAGAACAUCCCCUCCUCCCAGUGGCUUGGGGAGGACGUCAAGAGGCAGAGCUGCUCUGAGCUGGAGGUGGACGGCGUCGCUGCCGAUAUCCUCAACAGGAUGGACCUGCAAGAUAAUGCUGAGACGAACCCAGGUCUGGUGGGUAUUUGGGAGGAUGAGAAACAGAGGAGAGAACAACUCGAUCAGAUGGAUCAACUUCUUCCUCCAUCAUCACCCGAGCGGGGAGAUAUUCCACUCUUGAGUGCAGAGAAGAAGUGGAAGACAAGGUUACAGGAGAUUGUGGAGAAGCAAUUUAAAGACCUGCAGGAAAUGGAGGGUCAAGUUACUAGCAGUGAAGAUGAGCCCAUGGACACAGAGAGUAGUGAAGAGGUCAUGCCACCCUCCCAAAUUAGCAUCCCUUGCACCCCUGCUAACGAAGUGGAAUAUCACUACUCACAAAAUCCAGCAGACAGUGAGCCCUCUCAGAGGCAGAGCUUCAGCGGUGAUGUUGCACCAGUCGUCAACGAGGAGUUGGUCUACUCCAUCCUGGAAGCCUCACAGAGAUUGUCACAAUCACAGGCACAAGAUACGUGUGAUGAGGAGCUUGCUAAUCUUCUGGUAGAUCUUGUUCAUGAGGAGGAAGAAGAAGACCUGGUACUAUCUGGGAGAAUGAGCACCCAAAGCUCGAGGGGAAAUCCAAGGCCAUCUGGCAUCGAUAUAUCCGACUCUGAUGAUGAGGACAGUCCUGAGCUUGAGGCCCAGGCGGAGAAGGAGAUGUCACAGGCCUGGAUUAUUUUAGAUGAAGAGCUUGAGAAAGAAGAAGAACAGGCUGAGGAAGAUAAGAGCAGAAAAAGUAGACAACCAGCUGAUGUCAGUCAGAGUGCACAGUUGAAUGAGCUCAUUGGUGAGAUAGAGGAAGCAGGGGAUGAAGCAUCUCAGAGGUCAAGCCAGAGGUCAAGCCAGAGCGGGGAUGUGCCGAUACCUCAGCUAGAUGGAAGCUCGGACAUCAAUCCAGGGGAAGGUGAAAGGAAAGACAAAUCAAAGUCAGUUGUUGGUAGCGGCAGACAAGGAUCAAAGAGUCCUCGCAAGCAAGACAGUGCCGUAGGUUCUGAAAGGCCGUUGGCAGCAGACAAAAUUGCCAGGAAACCUCACAUGGCUGUUGAUGGUCCUCUAGGGGAUAUCUGUGAUGCCUUAGAGCCCUUGGAAGAAUCUCCUAAAAAGAAACGUGCUCCUGCCAGAAAGAAGAAGGGACUUUCAAUUGCCUCCAGAAGUACAAGAAGUCCAAGAAAACUCAUGAAUGGAAGACACGAUGAAGCUUCUCCUGUCUUUGAAAAGGCUGGUAAGGUCCAAAGAAGAAAGGCCAGUAAUUCUUCUAGAUCAGCAGGGAAACGGACCAAGCGGAUACUUCAAGGUGAAGGCAAAGUUGAGAACUCUCAUGAGAAUAGUUCACACAAACCUCUUGUUUCGCUUGGAAGAGGAAGAAUGGGAAGUAAGAGUCCACGUAAGUCAUCAGAAAGGGCUGACUUUCCUUUCUGCGCUGAAACAAUGUCCCGUAGUCCUCAGAAACCUCUGCAGGGGCCACUAGAGAAGUACUCUAAUGCCAUUGAAUACAAACUUGCACCUUGUUUUCAGUAUGCUGAAUCACUAAAGCCAAAAGAUUACACAAAGUUACUACAAAGGGAUACCUCUCCCAGACCUAUGGAUACCAAGAAAAGGAGACAUAGGCAGCCAUCAGGAAAUGAAAAAUGUUCAACAACUAGCCCAAGACAAAAGAGACGUGGAUUGAAGAGCAAUUCCCCAAGAUUAAGAAGGAACAGUUCUAAGGUGGAAGAUGUUGACAAUCCUCCAUCAAGUGGAAGGAGGAGGAGAAACUCAACGAAAGAGGAAUCUCCCCAACAAAGCUCUAGUGCCACAAACAGCAGUGCUCUGAGAGUAAGGAGAACCAAUUCAGCGGUUUCUCCCAGGAGAAGAACCUCUCAGGAAUCUACAAGGCUUCAGAGUGUGUCUUCAGAUGAAGACUUUAAAGAGAGUAAACCUCAUGCAUCAUUUCGAAGAGGGAAUACUGGAAACAAGGACACUCGUAAAAAGGUAGAGGAAGGGAAAUCGAGUAGGAAGAUGGCCAAGGGCAUAAGGUCAAAGAGAAGCUAUCGUCAAACGCCUGAUAUCCCAGAUGUUGUCAAAGACUGUUCUGUACCUACGGAACCGGCCAGAUCUCCUGGUAAAAAUGGAAGUGGCAGGGGAGGAAAGAAGAGCCCUAGAAGGCGGCAGCAACAAAAUGAUAAACCAUUCAUCUCAGACAGAAUAAUCCGCAGCCCUCACAAACCAAUGGAAGGAGCUGUCUCGGUAUACAUUAAAGCCAUUGGCUAUAAGAUAGCACCUUUGUUUCAGUAUGCAGAGUCUGUUAAACCUAAGCCCAAAGUGGUCAUAGCUCCUUUGGAACUAUCCACAUCCCCCACGAACAUCCUAAAGAGAAGUAAUAGCAUAGCUGUCAGUGCCUGUGAGAAAUCUCCAAAGAUUCCAGCCAAUGUUGUCCGAAGAAUAAAUCUCCUGCCAAACAACGUAACAGAGAACCUGUGA
Messenger RNA from Strongylocentrotus purpuratus (purple sea urchin), 3470 nucleotides. Its product is annotated as DNA polymerase zeta catalytic subunit. The transcript is spliced from 16 exons. Gene Ontology annotation, molecular function: DNA-directed DNA polymerase activity. NCBI's taxonomy places the organism in Eukaryota, Metazoa, Echinodermata, Echinoidea, Camarodonta, Strongylocentrotidae. Gene Ontology annotation, cellular component: nucleus; zeta DNA polymerase complex. The record is from RefSeq and is a predicted model, not a curated record. The coding region runs from base 210 to 3470 and encodes 1086 amino acids. Gene Ontology annotation, biological process: double-strand break repair via homologous recombination; error-prone translesion synthesis.